CCUUUCCCACCCCAGGCACACACACCCACUGCUCUGCACCUCUGCCUUUUCGACGGUCGACGACCCUCUCAGCCGACACCUCUCUCUCUCUCUGCGACGCAAGCGCGCAAAGGACUCCUCAAUCGAAGUGGAUCGAGUGAAGGAACAAGAGCUUCGAACAAGAAGGCUGCUUCAGAGCUUCCAUCGAGGCUUCGAUGACUACCAUUGACAGUUGCAGAUGACAGGUCUCAGCAGCUUGGGGACUCUGGUAAUGGCGUAUUUUCUGUGAACUUUGUAUCUUCCGCAUCUCUUCUCUCCUCCGCCUCGCAUCUAAAAUGCGUUCUAAGGACAGAAUCUCCUACUUUUAUGAUGGGGAUGUGGGAAGUGUAUACUUUGGGCCGAAUCAUCCGAUGAAACCCCACAGGUUAUGUAUGACUCACCACCUGGUCCUAUCCUACGAGCUCCACAAGAAAAUGGAAAUUUAUAGGCCUCACAAAGCAUAUCCUGUUGAGCUAGCUCAGUUCCAUUCGGCCGAUUAUGUGGAGUUUUUGCACCGGAUUACCCCUGACACACUUCACUUGUUCUCGCACGAAUUGGCAAGAUAUAAUCUUGGAGAAGAUUGCCCUGUUUUUGAAAACUUGUUUGAGUUCUGUCAAAUUUAUGCUGGUGGAACUAUAGAUGCUGCACGCAGAUUGAACAAUCAACUUUGUGAUAUUGCUAUAAAUUGGGCUGGUGGAUUGCACCAUGCCAAGAAGUGUGAGGCGUCUGGAUUUUGUUACAUCAAUGAUUUGGUUUUGGGGAUUUUGGAGCUUCUAAAGUACCAUGCCCGUGUUCUGUAUAUUGAUAUUGAUGUGCAUCAUGGUGAUGGUGUAGAAGAGGCUUUUUAUUUCACGGAUAGGGUGAUGACUGUUAGUUUUCACAAGUAUGGGGAUAAGUUCUUUCCUGGAACUGGUGAUGUGAAGGAAAUAGGAGAAAGAGAAGGAAAAUUUUAUGCCAUAAAUGUACCUCUCAAGGAUGGAAUUGAUGACACGAGCUUUACCCGACUCUUCAAAACAAUUAUUGCAAAGGUGGUUGAAACAUAUUCACCUGGUGUGAUAGUUCUCCAAUGUGGGGCAGAUUCACUUGCUGGGGACCGCUUGGGCUGCUUCAAUCUCUCCAUUGAUGGGCACGCUGAAUGUGUCAAGUUUGUGAAGAAAUUUAACUUGCCCCUGCUGGUAACUGGCGGUGGGGGGUAUACGAAAGAAAAUGUGGCUCGGUGUUGGACUUUUGAGACAGGAGUUCUGUUAGACACAGAGCUUCCCAAUGGUAUGGCAGCACCGUUUUGUUUCUAUCUAGUAUGCAAAAUUAGUGAUACAGUUGAUUUCUUCUUGGAUUUGGCAAAAAAGGUUUCUCGCUCUCAAAUGUUGACAACAAUAUAUAUUUUGGCAAGUGUUGCUAUAUAUGUGGUAUAUCUUUGUGAGUUGCAUUUAGGUAGCAUCAAUUCCAAUUUUGACAAGUGGAGGGGCGAUGACAGAAAUAACUGAUUGGUUCUCCUACAGAUUAUAGUAGGCAUUAAUUAUUUAGUCCAAAUUGAAUGAAGAAAUACUAAUGGUGCCCAUUUGAGCCACUGAAAGAAGUAAUGUUAUCUGUUAGAGAAGUUAAAAUUGUAAACACCAAUAUCAUUCUUCAAGUAGGCAAUGGCACUGCCUGGUCAGAAAACCAACUAUUUUUAAUAAAAAUGAUUUCUUCUCACAAUAGUAAGAUUGCUUACGGCAAUGAUAAUUGACCUUGAAUUCUCAGAUUUUUGAACAGUGUAUCAUCUACCUCUGAAUUCAGGUUGGAAUUUUGAUUCAAUUAAAGAAAGAGUAAGCCUGUUUAUUUAUGGUUCUGAGACUAGUGGUUCUAAUGGUUGUUUUGGUUCUUUUCUUGCAAAUCAUUUCAUUGUUGAGAAAAGGUGAAAAAGAUAAAAUGUGAGCUUGAGCUUGUUUGAUAACAGUUGUAGCUCGUUGUUGUUUCAGGGUUUCAUUUGUGUAGUUGAUAUUUUUUUAUUUGUUCACUGAUAAAUCAAACUAAUCAAAUCAUGUUUCGGUUAGUUGAUUGUAGCACAUGCCUUAAUCUGCAUCUUUUGUUAUCGUUGAAGAAUACUGCUAUUUUAGUUACACAUCUUAAUAUGUUAUACUCCAAUAUACUCUUUUUCUUGCAGAGAUCCCAGAAAAUGAAUAUAUUAAAUAUUUUGCGCCAGAUAAUUCAUUGAAGAUUCCAAACGGGCACAUAGAGAAUUUAAAUAGCAAAUCAUAUAUUGGAACUAUCAAAAUGCAAGUUUUGGAAAAUCUUCGUUGCAUCCAACAUGCUCCGAGUGUACAGAUGCAAGAGGUUCCACCUGAUUUUUACAUUCCUGAUUUUGAUGAAGAUGAGCAAAAUCCUGAUGAGCGCAUGGAUCGUGAGACUUGUCCCACAAUAACAUGCAUAGACAAACUUUUUCCCACUACUAUAACUGUGUUGUGCUUAUGAUUCUUACUUGUCUACUUUUUUCCACAUUUUCUUUUCAGAGCACACCCAAGACAAGCAAAUCCAGCGUGAUGAUGAGUAUUAUGAUGGUGACAACGACAACGAUCAUCAUAUGGAUGAUGUUUAGACUGUAAAGUUAUCUUGAUAAAUAUUCUUUCCUGGAGUGACUGUAACUAUAAGGGACAGAUAUAAAUAGAUUAAUCGCUAGUAAUCUGGCUGUUAUUUUUCAGAAAUAGAGACAUUUUAUCAAUUCUCAUCUUAUUUAUUUUUGGCUUUUCAUCUUUGUUGUUGGAGGAACAAAGAGCUACUGCUUGGUGCAUUUUAGGAUGCCAAAAAUUAGGUUGGUACUGCCCCCACCCCCUCUAUCCCCAAACCGUGGCGCCCAAUUUAUGUUUUGGGU
Messenger RNA from Ilex paraguariensis (yerba mate), 2866 nucleotides. The record is from the annotation of a GenBank genome assembly. Lineage: Eukaryota; Viridiplantae; Streptophyta; Magnoliopsida; Aquifoliales; Aquifoliaceae.